AUGAAAGAAGUCCUGCUCGUUGGGUUCGGCGCUGUUGGAGCCCUCUACUCUCUCGUCUUCAAAAGAAGCGGGCUGGCUAGAGUUACGGCAGUAGCGAGGAGUAACUAUAACCAAGGCGUUCAUUUCAAGAGCCAAAAGUUCGGAGAGAUCAGAGACUGGAAACCUGACCGCCUGUGUAGCUCUGUGGCCAGUGCUGCGGAUCAAGCAUAUGACUAUGUGGUAGUAACCACGAAGGCGGUACCAGAGCUCAAGCGAACGCCAGAGAUCCUGUCACCAUUGCUAUCUCCUGAGUAUACGAAUAGGUUUUCGCAGCCGACAUACAUAUUACUGCAAAAUGGACUUAAUGUUGAGAGGGAUCUAUACGACGCUAUUCUCAAGUUGGACAAGGGGAAGCCCUCUAUCAUCGGCACGGCUUUGUACGUCGGGACAAACAUUACAGGCAGCAAUGUGGUAGAGCAUAAUAAUGUUGAAAGACUCUCUCUAGGCAUCUACCGACAUGGGGAUCCUACGACCACGGAGAACUCGGCAUGUGAGGCCGCACUCCUUCAAGAUCUGGGGUCAAUUCUCCAGAAGGGAGGCAGCGCAACAACCAUCGUGCCAGAAAUACAACGCAUCAAAUUCUCCAAGAACUUCUGGAACCUUUCUUUCGCAUCGUUCGCGACGUUGACUGGAUAUACAUUGCCUUCGUUAUUUCGCAGCCCUCCCGCUUCUAACGGCGAGCAGUAUGAUCCAUAUGUGCACCCUAUCACGGCCGAACUGGUUCAACAACAUUCAUUACCCGCAAUCAAAGCAAUCAUGAAAGAGGUUUUGGCAUUAGGUCACGCAAUGGGCUUCCCAGACUCUCCAGAUGGGCUUCCGUCCUCGACGGUUGAGACUAUUUUUGAGAACACUGCGGGAUUACACCGCUUCCCGGAUAGUAGCCACGUCCCCAGCAUGCUCCUCGAUGCUAGGCGCUCGCAGCCAAUGGAAGUCGAAGUAAUUGUUGGGGAAGUCGUGAGGAUGGGGAAGAAGUACAAGGUUGAUAUGCCACAUAUCGACAUGCUGUAUGCUCUUCUUUUGGUGAAGCAGAACCAAAUAUUAGGUCGUAUUGCAGCUCGCGAGCAGUAG
Messenger RNA from Pleurotus ostreatus (oyster mushroom), 1107 nucleotides. RefSeq lists its product as uncharacterized. The record is from RefSeq and is a predicted model, not a curated record. NCBI's taxonomy places the organism in Eukaryota, Fungi, Basidiomycota, Agaricomycetes, Agaricales, Pleurotaceae. The coding region runs from base 1 to 1107 and encodes 368 amino acids. The transcript has 7 exons. Gene Ontology annotation, cellular component: cytoplasm. Gene Ontology annotation, molecular function: oxidoreductase activity.